AUGCUCUCCUUCGGCACCAAUGGUAUCCGUUGGAAUUUUGCCUUCCCAAGAGUGAAAAUAUCAUCACGGCACCAGCACGAGUCUGCUGCUGUCCCUCCAUCGACCUUUGCAAAAACCCGGCUGAUGGGUCCCCAUCUCCCGAUGCACGCACAUCUCCGCUCCAACUACUGCACAGUAGGAUGUACAGUACGGACGUACAGACUUAUCAAGCACAAUGGUCGAUCAGAACAAGCAAUUUUAGUGGCUUGGGCCCGAUGCUUGUGUGCCUGCUUGCCCGACGCCACCAGCCGUGGCGGGCUCCGGCGGCUUGGCACCGCUAGCAUCGAGCGGGCAGCGAAGAAUUUUUUUGCCUUCAGCUGGCAGCAGGUUUUUCCAGCCGAUGAUCUCUCACCUGAAGUUGGCGCGGUGCGCUGGUGCUUACCAAGCGCUGAGGAGAGAGAAAGAGAAAAGGAAGGCCUGCUAAUCCCACCUAGCGAGGUGACAUUCGAUCCACAUACGGAGUACCGUCGACCACGGUCUCCAAAAAGGAAGGAAAAGGAACAAAAAGAAAAGGAAAAGGAAAAGGUUCAAAAACAAAUUUGCUCCGUGGUGGCCACCCGUGUGUGCAAUGUGCGUGCUGUGGAAUAUUCGGUGAAGCUUCUACGCAGCACGCUAAUCCCUUCGAUGUCACCUUGCGGAUCGUCGGGCGCCAGGUGA
Molecule: messenger RNA, 696 nt
Organism: Histoplasma capsulatum G186AR
Lineage: Eukaryota; Fungi; Ascomycota; Eurotiomycetes; Onygenales; Ajellomycetaceae
Exons: 2
Coding region: 1-696 (231 amino acids)
Source: RefSeq, a predicted model, not a curated record